Molecule: messenger RNA, 329 nt
Organism: Spodoptera frugiperda (fall armyworm)
Lineage: Eukaryota; Metazoa; Arthropoda; Insecta; Lepidoptera; Noctuidae
Product: cytochrome c oxidase assembly factor 4 homolog, mitochondrial
Exons: 2
Coding region: 114-317 (67 amino acids)
Biological process (GO): mitochondrial respiratory chain complex IV assembly
Cellular component (GO): mitochondrial intermembrane space
Source: RefSeq, a predicted model, not a curated record
UUUUUAUUUGGUAGCAUAAUAUAUCACUAUAUUCUGUUAUCAGCUGAUGAACUGAGAGGUUAGAAUCAUAUUUGUGUUAUUUCUUGUUGAAUAAAAUUGUGUUUUAAAGUAAAAUGACUGUGAAACCUCGUGAAAGACCGGCAGAUCCUGACGAUGACCCCGUAGAAUCGAUGCUUAAGAAAACCGGUUGCUUGGAAUUACAUUACAAAGUGCAGGAAUGCAUAGCUACUACCAAAGAUUGGAGGAAAUGCCAGACAGAAGUGAAUGAAUUUAGAGAUUGUAUUAACAAACACAAAAAACCUGAAAUAAAAAGUUAAUUUAGUUUUAUA